GAAGUACUAUCCAUACGCAUAUUGUCGUAGGGGCAGCAUACUCAACUUAAGGACAAGUGCACUUGAGAGCGGCUUCGAAGCUUUGGAAGGGACCAACCGCCACUAUCGAUCCUUACGAUUACCUUUCUUCUGAUAAAUAAGAUGUUUGUUUAGUAUUUGGGCAAUAAUAUUGCUCCCAAACGGGUAGGCGUCUGUGAGAAGCGGGGAACAGUACCUAACUGGCCGCGCGACGAUAGUUGCUUAACAGGUAGCCACUGAGGGGGCCCUGUGCAAUAAAAGUACAAUAUGCCUUCGUUUCUUAUCUUCUUGGCGUAGCUUGCUGGGCAAAGGUUGUGGCGGAAGGGCAUGGGUGUCCUUACAGCCCUUCUCGCAAUCGCCUGGGGCUACUAUGGAUGGCGGACAGCGGCUAGGGCUCUUGCACUGGCAGCAAGCGCAGUGGUGUUCACUUUGCAAGCGGUGUGCGCACUUGGCCGCGCUGUCCACUUCUUGUCCCACCCGCCCGGCUCGUCGUGCUACUCCGGGCCUCCCACCUUCUGGCACCGCUGCUGGCGCCUCCUCACGCUGGGCCCCCUGCGCGCGCUGGCGGGCCCCGGGAGCUUCCUGCGGGGGUACCUGCUGCUGGUGGCGCCGGCGGCGGCGGUGGCGGCGGUGGCGCUGCUGUCGCUGGGGGCACGCAGCCGGGAGGUCAGGGAGCUGGCGGGGGCGCUGUGGCGGCGGAGGCGACCUGUUGCGGGUGUGGUGAUGGGUGCGGUUGCAGUAGCGCUGGCAGAAGACGCGGCUCGUGGCUUCCUGUUGAUGGGUCGCCUCUUCCUUGCGUGCCUGCGCGGCAGCAUCGCUCUGGGUCUAGGCUUCGCCGCAUUAUCUGUGGGGCUGUCGGAAGAUGCGGGGGGCCUCAGCGAGGACCAGGUUUUCGAUUGGAGCCGCGCCCUGGCCCUCCUUGCCACUGCCAUGACAGCCACAGCGGGCGGUGGCACGCUGUUGUGGCAGGCAGUGGCGGCAGCGGAAGCAAGGCCUGGGGCAGCGGGGGCUGCGGGGCCUGCGGGAAUAGAGGUAUGGAAGCCUGCAGAGGCUACUUGAGCCCGUAACUCAAAGGAGCCUUCCCUUGGCAUUCUCUUUUCUACAAUAUAACAGCCCCCGAACUAGCGUUCAGCAUUGACGCUCAAGCCAUGCUAUUUCGCAUCUGCCCCAACCACUGCCCCAACCUGCGACCCAUGGGUCACCUCACCUCCUCACCUCCUCAUCCCUCACCCCUCAACCCCUUACAACCUUCAUCACGACCACAGCCCGUCGACCGUCUCGCCUGCCUUCUGUACGGCUGCCUCAUGCUGCUAGCAGCCGCCUCCGCCGCCUCCGCUUACGUGGGCAGCGGCGGGCAGCUGCUGCGGCUGCUGCUGCUGCGGGCGCUGCGGCUGGUGGAUGCGGCACUACGGGUGGGGCCGCUGCUGCAACUGGCGGCGCAGGCAGCACGGCGGGUUGGCAGGCUGGCGGCUGUGCGGGCUGCUGUGAAGGUGUUUGAGAGUGCUGACCGCAUGCUAACGGACUCGGUGGAGGAGGGGUUACGAGGCACCCUGGCGGUGCUGGGGGGUGUGCGGGAGGCGGGCAGGGCGGCUAGUCGGGUGCUUGCGCCGCUGCUGCGAGGUCUGUACGAGGACGUGUUAUUGCCAUUGCGGCGGAAAGCGGUUGAAGGCAUCCGGACCGGCAUUGUGACUUCAAGGAGAGCCGCCGUGGCGACAUACAGACGCAGCAUCCUGCCAGCAGCCCGCGCCCUCCGUGCGGCCUUCAUCGCCGCAUACGCCUCGUUCCUCCGCCCCCUAGCUCUCAUGUUGGCAGCCCUGCUCAGGCGCUUUGUGGCGCCGGUGUUAUGGCCCGCGGGCGCCGUUGUAAGCCUGGCGUGGUUCGUACGGCAGGCGUUACUACAGCAUGCCGUACUGCCGUACGGUGCAGCUGCCUACGUGUCGGCGCUUGUAGUGGGGCUUAUGGCGGGCAAGGCCAUGCGGAAGACCGGUCAUGUCCGCAUCGCCCGCAUCGGGACCUCCCUGGAGUCCCUCGCGGCCGCCGCCUACCUGCACCUUGAUCCAGGGGUCAGUCGCGUCAUGCUGAAGGCGCUUCACCUCGCCUACGGCCUCGCAGCGCUAGCCGCCUUCUAUGCCUUAGCCACGGGACGCUGGGCGCUAGCGCUGCUGUCGGCCCCGUUUUUCGCAGCGCUUGGAUUCCUGAUAACAGUGCUGGAAUGGGUGCUCACGUUUGUCGUACAAGUGGUGGCGCCGACGGUUUCGGCGCUGCGCGACGCCGUGGUGGCGGUAUGGCGGCGGCCCGAGGCGUCAUUGGUGCUGUCGGUUGCGGUGUUGGUUGCGGCGUACGGCGCGCACGUGUAUGGAGCGCCGGCGGCUGUGUGGCGAGCGAGCGUAUGGCUCGUGGGUACGACAGGAACGCAGAUGGUGGGUUUCAUUACCGUGAAGGCAGGCGGUUCAUUCUUAUGGCAUUUUGAGCUGCAGCUAGAGACGCGUCUCUCGUGUCAGCCCUCUGUGCCCACCUCUCUCCCCAUUCCCCAUAACUCAACCCGUACUCCCAUCUUCCCCACUUCCCCUUUCUUCCACACUUCUUACCCAUCCUGCCAUGCAGUUCCGCCUGCUCCUCGCGCUGCUCCGGCCCCCACUUCACCUUCUCUCCGCCGCCGCCUCGCGUCUCGCGCCGCCGCUGUUUGGCCUUUCCGCGCACGCUGCCGGGGUCACCACCGCCGCCCUGGCGGGCUGGGGCGCCCGCGCCGGCUCCGAUCUGGGCUCCCUGUUCGCCUCCGUCAGCUUCAGCACCACCUUUGUGGGCCUGCAUGUGCUGCACGCGGGGCUGCUGCAGAGCUGGGCGCUGCCGGCGCUGGAGCGGCAGGGGCCCGCGGGCGCCGCGGCGGUUACGUCCGUGGUCAGCUUUGUGGCGCGCAGCACGUGCAAGGUUGCGCUGGGUCCGCUGUACCUGACUGCUGCCGCCAGCUGCCUGCUGCCGGGGCGGCUGGCGGGCGGGCGGGUGGCGCAGCUGGCGGCGGCGGGCACCCCGGCGCUGUGGCUGCUGUACCUUGGAGCGCUGUGGGUGGAGGGAGCUCGGCGUGUAACGUUAUCGUACGACACCAACGACAACUCCGAGUUCAGUCGUACACUUCGUGCGUUACGUGCCGCUCUUCCACGCCCGGUGCGUGCGGCAGCAACCGUUGCCACUGCCACCUCUGCCGCCGACGAGGCUCAGGUUGCGUCCGGCGGACUGGACCCCCAGGCGUCACGACUUCUGGCGGACCUCAAAGCGCAGGGCCCACCAAGCCACGCCUUCCCGACAGAUACCUGCGCCGUCUGCAUGGAGGAGCUCACCGUGAGCGCCACCGCAGCUGCAGGUGGAUCACAUGACUGCGGCACGGGUCCUAGUGGCGGUGGCCAGGGGGGCGGAAGUGGAGUUGAUGAGCGGAGAGUCGACUGUGGCCUGGACCCGGGGCAGGGCCAGGGGCAGGGACAAGAAGGAGUGGGGCAAUGGGCAGGCGAGGCUGGGGUUCUGGCGAAUGAGAUGCAGAUGUUGCGCUGUGGGCACGCUUAUCACCGGAGCUGUAUCCUUUUGUGGCUGAAGCGUAACCCGCGAUGUCCGGUGUGUCGUGAGCAGGCUGUGGGUCGCGGGCGCCAUUCGAACAUACUUUUUUAGGUGUCCGUUAGACGUUUACUGUAGUACAAGUGUGAAGGAACGUACGAGAGGAAGGACUAUUGUUUGGAUAGCAUUAUGGGGAAUACGGUUAAGCUGGCCAGGAGCUAGCGAGGUUCGCACGUGACUGCGGCUGUACAGGAGUCUUCGCUCAUGUCAAGCUAACGUGUAACGAAUCAAGCAA
Molecule: messenger RNA, 3856 nt
Organism: Astrephomene gubernaculifera
Lineage: Eukaryota; Viridiplantae; Chlorophyta; Chlorophyceae; Chlamydomonadales; Astrephomenaceae
Source: the annotation of a GenBank genome assembly